GGGUAUGUCACAAUUCAUGUUCCUUGAUACUUCCAUAUACCCUGAUCUAUGUACUUAAUAUGUGUUACAUAUUUUUUCGGACCAGUAUUGUCAGCUUUUUAAAAAAAAAUGCAAACUGAGUUUCUCUAGGGUCAUUUCACUUUUGUCAAAUUCUGUCUCCUCUCAAUUUCAGGUUACCUAAGUCUAAUUCCACUGACCAAUGAAGAGACAGAACCAGAGCAUGAUUACCGAGUUCAUCCUUACAGGCUUCUCAAACCUGGGAGAUCUGCAGCUCCUUCUCUUCUUUAUCUUUCUUUUAGUCUACUUGACCACUCUGAUGGCCAACGCCACCAUCAUGACAGUCAUUCGCCUGGACAGGGCUUUGCACACUCCUAUGUACUUCUUCCUCUUUGUCCUUUCAUGCUCUGAAACGUGCUACACUUUGGUCAUUGUACCCAAAAUGCUAACCAACCUGCUAUCCGCAAUUCCAACUAUUUCUUUCUCUGGGUGUGCAGUCCAGCUCUAUUUCUUUGUGGGCUUGGCUUGUACCAACUGUUUUCUCAUUGCUGUAAUGGGCUAUGAUCGCUAUGUUGCCAUCUGCAACCCUCUUAACUACACACUCAUUGUCAGCCGAGCCACCUGCAUGCAGUUGAUUCUAGCCUCCAGCUUUUGUGGCUUCCUGAUCUCUGUGAUUGUCAAUAUCCUGGUGUUCAGUGUGCCCUUCUGUGCCUCCAAUAGGAUCAAUCACUUUUUCUGUGACAUUUCCCCUGUCUUAAAACUGGGCUGCACAGAUACCAACCUGAAGGAGAUGGUCAUCUUUUUCCUCAGCAUUCUGGUAUUGCUGGUUCCCCUUGUGUUGAUAUUCAUCUCCUAUGUCUUCAUAGUUUCCACCAUCCUCAAGAUCUCCUCGGUGGAAGGGCAGCGUAAAGCCUUCGCCACCUGUGCUUCGCACCUCACAGUGGUCAUUGUCCACUAUGGCUGUGCUUCCUUUAUCUAUUUGAGGCCCACAUCCCUGUACUCUUCAGAUAAGGACCGGCUUGUGGCAGUGACUUAUACUGUGAUUACCCCACUACUCAACCCUCUUGUCUACACACUGAGAAAUAAAGAAGUAAAGAUGGCUCUGAGAAAGGUUCUGAGUAGAUACUCAUAUUCCAAAACUGUAUGAGUGGGCAGAUAUGGCAGUAAAUUAUAUUCAUGAAAGUUUCCUAGCUAGAACUUCAGUUCUAUAAACAUAUUUGUCCUUU
Molecule: messenger RNA, 1223 nt
Organism: Cebus imitator (Panamanian white-faced capuchin)
Lineage: Eukaryota; Metazoa; Chordata; Mammalia; Primates; Cebidae
Product: olfactory receptor 10T2-like
Exons: 1
Coding region: 200-1144 (314 amino acids)
Biological process (GO): G protein-coupled receptor signaling pathway
Cellular component (GO): membrane
Molecular function (GO): G protein-coupled receptor activity; olfactory receptor activity
Source: RefSeq, a predicted model, not a curated record